CGAAGACUCUCGGCUGUAAACGGCCCUCUUUUAAAGUUCUUAGGGGGAGAAGAGUGGAGCGACCUGGACAAAGCAGGAGAUCAGGGGGCCAAGAUUUAACCUUAUACAUAAACACCCCCCUGUUUUCCGUAUCGGGAGGAUAGGCAUCGCCCAGAAGAAAAGGUGCGACGCAUUAAACCGAGGUCUCACUUCCCGAUAACGUCAGAAAAUUCAGAAAAUGGCGGAGCCGGACAAAUUAAACAUCGACUCUAUUAUUCAGCGUCUGUUGGAAGUCAAGGGCUCUCGGCCAGGGAAGAAUGUUCAGCUAACAGAGAACGAGAUCCGUGGCCUUUGCCUCAAGUCCAGGGAGAUCUUCCUGAGCCAGCCAAUCCUGCUUGAAUUAGAGGCCCCUUUAAAAAUAUGUGGUGAUGUGCAUGGUCAGUACUAUGAUCUGCUCCGACUUUUUGAAUAUGGAGGCUUCCCUCCAGAGAGCAACUACCUGUUUCUGGGUGACUAUGUAGACAGAGGGAAGCAGUCGCUGGAGACCAUCUGUCUGCUUCUAGCCUAUAAGAUCAAAUACCCCGAGAACUUCUUCCUGCUGCGCGGCAACCACGAGUGCGCCUCCAUUAAUCGAAUCUACGGCUUUUAUGAUGAGUGUAAGCGACGGUAUAACAUUAAGCUGUGGAAGACCUUUACAGACUGCUUCAACUGUUUACCUGUGGCUGCUAUUGUAGAUGAGAAGAUUUUCUGCUGUCAUGGAGGUCUCUCUCCAGAUCUUCAGUCGAUGGAGCAGAUCCGCAGAGUCAUGCGGCCCACAGAUGUGCCCGACCAGGGUCUGCUGUGUGACCUGCUGUGGGCCGAUCCAGACAAAGACGUGCUGGGCUGGGGGGAAAACGAUCGUGGGGUCUCCUUCACGUUCGGGGCAGAUGUAGUGGCCAAAUUUUUGCACAAACAUGACAUGGACCUAAUAUGCAGGGCACAUCAGGUGGUUGAGGACGGUUACGAGUUUUUUGCAAAGAGGCAACUCGUCACUCUUUUCUCAGCUCCCAACUACUGUGGAGAGUUUGACAACGCUGGCGCCAUGAUGAGCGUGGAUGAGACCCUCAUGUGUUCCUUCCAGAUUUUGAAGCCAGCGGAUAAGAAAUUGUAUCCUUAUGGCGGCGGCGGCGGAGGUGUGGGAUUGGGAAGACCCAUCACUCCUCCACGGAAUGCAGCCAAGUCUGCCAAGGCCAAGAAAUAACACCCGCUGACUCCUCUUCCUAUGAUUCACCACCUCUGUCGGCCCAACACCUUUAUUUUCUUCCUGUCUACCUCCCAAACUUGUUCCUUCGUUGGCACUGAACAGCAACAAAGACAACCAGGGUUCAGUCGGGUUUUUCCUGAAUGAAACACUUUUUAAACGUUUAUUUUGCUCUUUGUUGUAUUUCUCUGUGUGGAUAAGUGAGUAAAGAGUGAGAAUGAUCCAGAGGACGUUGCUGUAUUCACCGUGUACGUUUUUCCCUUUCAUGUCCUGUUUUCUUGUUCUUUUUCUGUAAAGAUGUUUGUGUUUUUUUGUUGUUUUUUUUGCCCAUUCAUCGUGUAAAUCAUUGGGUGGGGGGGGAGAAGAAGAGAGCGUUGGCUGUUUACUCUACGUCACGUUUAGGAGGUCUGUGUGGUGGGGGGAGUGGGUGGAGAUCUGGUUGCACCCUAUUAAGGUAACGGCACGCAGUUCACAGGUGGAUACAUGUGCAGGUGAAUGUCCAUCUGGGCUGGAUUCACUGGAUUUAUUUUCUUUUCUUCCAUUUUCAGAACCAAUCAUGUGAGACCACGAUCAUGUAUGCUCUAUAGAUGCUUUUUUUUUUGUUGCUCUUUUUGGCUUGUUUUUGUAGAUAACCGAGACCAGAAUGGUUUUUAUUUUAUUUUCUUCUUGUUUUUAGCUCACUCAAAGCUGAAGACGAAUAAAAGUACCCUUUAAUUUGAAGAACAUCAUUACGCUCAUUACUUAUUUGUCAGUUGUUGCUCUUCAUUUGUUGUGAAUUUGUCAGUCAGUAUGAAAUAACAAAUAUCAGUGAUUUUUGCUCCGAUUUCUAAACGGGUUUAGACCGUUUACAUGUGGCUUCAGUUUGACUCAAACAUGGAAUCGGAAAAAGCUGCAGGAAGAACAAAGUGGGUUUGAUGUUGCUUUUUUUAUUGAAAUGUUUGCUUAUUUUUGUAAUUACUGUUGUCAUCUGAGGUCUUCUUCUGAUCCAGAGCAUAAUCACCCAACGUAGAAAACAUCUUACAGAAACAAGCACAACUCCGCAUUGAACUGGGAACGAGACGUAUUCAUGAGUUAAAACCAACUAAAAUAAAUCCUGUUUUUCUUCUACGAUGGCUCCAGGCAGCCCUUUAAACCUUUCAGUGUGAGUGUGUAAUAUAUGAAAACCAUAACUGGAAUAAUAUAUUUAAGAUAAAUGUAUAGACUUAUAGCUUAAAGUUACAAGUGAAGCAAAACGCUUUAUUUUUAAGCAAACAUUAAAAACUUGUCUGUGCCAUGUUUAAAACAAAAAAAGGGUAAAUAUAGAGAAUGACCGAUUGCUUCUGACUGUGUUCCCAGUUUCAUGUGGCCUAAAUUUGGGAAAAGAGCCAUAAACAGAUUAAAAUUUUCAUUCAAAUCAACCGUGACCCCUCGACCCUGAGAUGAAACUUCUAAAAUUCAGCUUUUAUUUUGUUUGUUUUUUCACUUUUGAAUAUUUACGUUUAUUUGACCAUGCUGGGUGUUCGGUUAAAAUAAUAAGCAGGAUGCUGUAGCGGUUAAAUAAUCAUUUCUGUGGAGCUUCAGGGUAAUCUCACAGCCCACUUCCACCAGCCGGAACAUACUUUCUGCUGCUGUUUCCAGUUUUAUCUUCUGUCGGUCCUUCGUCAUCAACCCUCUGUUCAGAUAGAAAACCUGCAGCUCUCUGUAACCACUGAACACCAGUCAGACUGACGGCAGGGAAAUGAGGAUUGAGGAUAAAGAAACGGGACUUAAAAUAUAAAUUUUUUUAAAAUGCUUAAUUUUUUUAUUUCCUAUUUUAGUUUCUUUGAACAUUCUGCAUUGUUUUCUGGCUGACUUGACAUAACAACCCCUUGUUUUGUGCCUGAGAGGUCUGGUGGAAACCAGCAGACUUCGCUUUGUGCACAUGUUCAAUUUGCAUCUAAGACUCAGGAAGUGAAAUUUAAUUAAUAUACAGGGCAGCCAAAUCUACAUAAUUAACAUGCAUGCAUGAACGGAAGUACUGCAGGAAAACUGGUCCAAAGUGACCAUGUUUAAACAAUUUGACCACAGAAUGAGUAACAUUCAGUGCUCUGUUGUGUAGAAACUCAUUUAUUCUGAUCUAUAAUGUUUCUCUUGUGUAAAUGAAAGGUGGAUGACAAUUAUUCCUGCAGGUUUUGGUGUGAAGUUUGAAGAUUACUGCAAGAGUGCUCCGAUGUAAGGGUUAUCAGUUUUAGAUUAACAAUACCAAACAUUUUUAUGAAACCUGCAGAACUUCACGUCCACUUUCAUAGCUGUACAAACCGCGGCUUCAUACAUUUUCACCUUACCUUUCUGUUUAUGCUACUACCAAUAAUCUGCUCCAGAAUAUUUUUUUUUUUGAAUAGAUACUCUUCUGUAACAUUUAAGCUUAGAUAACAAAAGCUUAUUGGUGUAGGAGCUUUUUAAUCAAUCAGGGAUGUUUUUGCGCCAUGCACUGUUGCUAGGUAGUUUUAGAUUCAUUACAUUACAAUUAUUCUAAUUAGGAUUAAAUAAGAAAAUGACUUGACAGUAUUUUUAUUUGUAUAUCUUUUUGUUUUCAUCUGUUUCAAGGUAGAAAUAAAUAUUGAAUUUGUA
Molecule: messenger RNA, 3808 nt
Organism: Girardinichthys multiradiatus
Lineage: Eukaryota; Metazoa; Chordata; Actinopteri; Cyprinodontiformes; Goodeidae
Product: serine/threonine-protein phosphatase alpha-2 isoform-like
Exons: 8
Coding region: 218-1219 (333 amino acids)
Cellular component (GO): nucleus; cytoplasm
Molecular function (GO): protein serine/threonine phosphatase activity
Source: RefSeq, a predicted model, not a curated record